UACCGUCACCCCCAAUGGAAUGGGAUAUGACUACAAAAGAAACUCGCAAAGCAAAUUAUAUGACAAAUGUUCGUAAUAAAAAGAACUUACAAGUCAACACUAGUACACCAUCUAACGUACCAUUUAGUCCAAAAUCUCCCAAAGCAGUAUUUACAACUAUGAAUUUAAAUGAUGAAGAUGACAUGAUUAAAGAAAAUCUUGACAUAAAUCCAGAAACUGAUUCUUUUUAUUACAUGGAAAUCUUAUUGGAAUCUCUUGCUGUUCUCGGUAAAUUGCCUCAAGUACUUGAAAAAAUUACUCAAAGAAUUCCAGUGGAAUUGUAUCAAUUAGUAGAUAAAACAGUUGCAGAGGUUGAGGCAAGAAAUUUUGAUAAUAAAAAUUAUAAAGAAUAUCAUUUCAGACAAAAAUCAUCGGCAAAUUUAUUAAAUUCAGAAAAUCAGAAUAAAAAAAAUAAUAUUAUUAAUAACAAAUCACGUUACAACAAUCAUCGUAAUAAUAAUCAAAGAUUAAAUAACAACAAUAACAAAAUGGCAUCAACAACAUUUUCUAAUAAUAAUAACAGCAAUAAUUGCUUACAUCCAACGAUGCGCAAUAACAAUAACAUUACUAAUAAAAAAGUUGCUGCUGAGCAUAAAUAUAAAACUGUUGAUGAAAUUUGUUCAGAAACAAAUUUAUAUCUAAUUCUUGGUGUUGAAAGAUCAUGUUCAUCAGAAGAAUUAAGAAGGGCUUACAUUAAUAGAUCAAGAAUUUGUCAUCCUGAUAAAUUUCCAGAAUAUCCAAAAGCAACAGAAGCAUUUCAAAAACUUUCAUAUGCCUAUGAAACAUUGAAUAAAUCAUCCUCAAGACGUGCUUAUGAUAUAUCAGGCACAAGUGAUUUAGGUAGUGUAAGCGGGACGGGUGAUGAUACAUUACAUGGAGUAUUAUAUCAAUUAUUCUUAGAAUUCAUGGACGGCGAUUUUGAAAUGAUUCGUUCUUUAGUUAAUGCAUUAAAUGAAGGUAACCCUGGAUUAAAUCUGGGUGAAGAUGCAAUUGAAACACUAGAAACAGCAUUCGGAAGAAUGAGAGAAAUACUUUUAGCCGGUAAAAAAUAUGUCAAAAUUGUACAAUUCGAGUUGAUCAGAUUAUAUGAACUCCAACAACAACUUCGAUCAUUAUCAUAUUUUGAUAUUUUUGGUCGUAUAAGAUUAACGAUGCAAUUGGCUCGUAUAACACUUUCCAUACCAAUGCUGAUUGAUUCGGCGAUGAAAUCCGAAUUUAAGCAAUUGGGUAGCAAAGGUAUCAAUAAAGGACUUCUAGGAGACGGUUUGGCUAAAGUAAUUUCUGGUUUAGUCAAUGUUCUAGAAAAAGGAGAACAAUACUUAUGA
Molecule: messenger RNA, 1364 nt
Organism: Entrophospora sp. SA101
Lineage: Eukaryota; Fungi; Glomeromycota; Glomeromycetes; Entrophosporales; Entrophosporaceae
Source: the annotation of a GenBank genome assembly